Messenger RNA from Fusarium venenatum, 1512 nucleotides. RefSeq names its product glycosyl hydrolase family 61-domain-containing protein. Lineage: Eukaryota; Fungi; Ascomycota; Sordariomycetes; Hypocreales; Nectriaceae. The record is from RefSeq and is a predicted model, not a curated record. Gene Ontology annotation, molecular function: chitin binding.
AUGAAGUUUCUUACUACUGUCAUUGGCCUCGCCUCUGCUGCGAAUGCCCAUACCCUCUUCACUACUCUCUUCAUUGACGGCGAGAACCAGGGCGAUGGUACCUGCGUUCGCCAGCCUAAGGAUGCUUCCACCGCCAACAGCCCUAUCUAUCCCAUUGAUGGAGCUGCCAUGGCUUGUGGUAGGGAUGGUGGCAAGGCUGUUCAGUACAUCUGCCCUGCCCCAGGUGGUGCUCAACUAACCUUCCAAUUCCGUGAAUCUCCCAGCGGCCACAAGAAGGGUGCCAUUGCCGAAGGCCACCGAGGUCCUUGCUCCGUCUACAUGAAGAAGGUCGAUGAUAUGUUUUCCGACUCUGCUGCUGGCGACGGAUGGUUCAAGGUUUUCGAAGAUGGCUACAACGUCAAGGAGGAUAAGUGGUGUGUUGACCGUCUCAUCGAAAACAAUGGACUUCUGUCUGUCAACCUUCCUACCGGCCUUCCUUCUGGAUACUACUUGGUCCGUCCUGAGAUCCUCGCCCUGCACAGUGCUCCCGACGGUGACCCUCAGUUCUACCAGAGCUGUGCUCAGAUCUUCAUUGAGAACGGUCCUGAAGGUCCUCUUGAGAUUCCCGAAAAGUACGAAGCCAGUAUCCCUGGCUAUGUCACCAAGAAAGACCCCGCCGUAACCUUCAACAUCUACGAUGAGCAUGGCGAAUACCCUAUUCACGGACCCGAUGUCUGGAAUCCCACUUCCAAGGAGACUGGCACUAAGAAGACCCAGAAGGACGGUCUUGUUCCCAAGAGCUGCUUGGCCAAGAAUGCCAACUGGUGCGGCAAGCCCCUUGCUAAAUACUCCGACCAGGACGGCUGCUGGGCUGCGGCAAAGAAGUGCUGGGACGAAGUUGGUGACUGCUGGGACAAUGCUCCUCCCACCGGCGGCUACGGUUGCGAUACCUGGAACGACUACUGUCAGGAAAUCAACGAUGCUUGCAAGGCGAAGGACUUUGAUGGGCCUCCCGCCUUCAGCGGCAAGGAACACUAUGUUGGCGCACCCGGUCCUAUCCCUGCUUCCUACGGGAAAUUCAAGGCCAUUGCCAUUGGCGUGACAAAGGAGGUUAAAAACGCCAAUUCGGACACCAAGCCUGUUGAAAACGACUACAAAGCCCCCAGCUACGAUGUGCCCAGCGUCGACGUCCCCAGCAAGACCACCAAGGCUGUCAAGGCACCAGCUGCUACAACCAAGGCCUCGAUUCCUGCUUCCAAGACUCAAUCCACCCAAGAGACCGCGACCCGUAAGUGGGACAAGUACGAGAAGAACACCAAGUUCAGCGAUACUCCUGUCAUCGCUGCUCCUCUGCCCGUUGAGACCUUCCCCAUAAAGGUAUCUGAAGACGGUCUCUGCGGUGGCGAGACUGGCCAGACCUGCGAGGGUAGCAGAUUUGGUGAUUGCUGCUCUCGAGGGGGCAAGUGUGGCCGCAAGGCCAAGCACUGUGAGUGCGGUUGCCAGAAGGUCUUUGGUAUUUGCAGCCAGAAGUAA